Molecule: messenger RNA, 561 nt
Organism: Lactuca virosa
Lineage: Eukaryota; Viridiplantae; Streptophyta; Magnoliopsida; Asterales; Asteraceae
Source: the annotation of a GenBank genome assembly
AUGAAUGUUCUAUCAUGUUCCAUCAACACACCAAAUGGGUUAUACGAUAUAUCCGGUGUGGAAGUAGGCCAACAUUUUUAUUGGAAAAUCGGCGGUUUCCAAGUCCACGGCCAAGUACUUAUUACUUCUUGGGUUGUAAUUUCUAUCUUAUCAGCUUCAACCACUCUAGCCGUUCAGAACCCACAAACCAUUCCGACCAACAGUCAGAAUUUCUUCGAAUAUGUCCUUGAAUUUAUUCGAGAUGUGAGUAAAACUCAAACUGGAGAAGAAUAUGGUCCUUGGGUUCCUUUUAUUGGAACUAUGUUUCUAUUUAUUUUUGUUUCUAAUUGGUCAGGUGCCCUUUUACCUUGGAAAAUCAUACAAUUACCUCAUGGGGAGUUAGCCGCCCCCACGAAUGAUAUAAAUGCUACUGUUUCUUUGGCUUUACUCACAUCAGUGGCAUAUUUCUAUGCGGGUCUUAGCAAAAAAGGAUUAGGUUAUUUCGGUAAAUAUAUUCAACCAACUCCAAUUCUUUUACCUAUUAACAUCUUAGAAGAUUUCACAAAGCCCCCUAUCACUUAG